Caenorhabditis bovis is the source of this 2163-nucleotide messenger RNA. The record is from the annotation of a GenBank genome assembly. Lineage: Eukaryota; Metazoa; Nematoda; Chromadorea; Rhabditida; Rhabditidae.
AUGCCACUGCCCGCUGAUGCGCCGCCACCGCGACUUUGCAUUAUUGAGAAGCAAGAUGGCAAGACGGAGUACGGCUACAAUUUGCACUCGGAGAAGAAGCGAGGCCAAUUUGUUGGUAUUGUUGAUCCUGGGUCGGCAGCAGAAAGAGGAGGCCUAGUCCAAGGCGAUCGCAUUUUCGCCGUCAACGGCCAUUCGAUUAUUUCGGAAAACCAUAAGAAGGUCGUCGAACGCAUCAAACAAAAUCCGAAUCGCUGCGAGAUGUUGGUGAUCUCGAACGAAGGCGCCCAAUGGUACGCGGACCAUGGAAUUCCGAUCACAUUGGACCUGCCCAAUAUUAUUCGAUGUGGAGACAAGUCCUCAAGUCGUCCGCCAAUCAACGGAAGUCCGCCACCCAACGGAUCAUGGUACGCUCCAACCUAUCCUCAAGUACGUUCCAAAUUCCCAUAUUUGUCAUGUGUCACGCAGCCAUCAAGCAUGGAACGCGAAAACGAGAAGGUUUUGGUGUUGCGCCUCUAUUCGCUUCUCGUAUUCCUGCUAUCGCUAAUCGGCAUCGUGCGUCGGCGACGACAAAAAACCGUCGAAACAUGUGGCGUCCGGCGAAUCGAACACGAGAUGCCGGCGAGCGUCGACGCCGUUGAAAUGAAUGAGGCGUCGGAGGACCGACCGCAGCCACCUCGGCCGCCGUCUCCGCUGCGUCCGUCGCCUCGGCCGCCGCCGCCACAACGAUCGCCGUCUGACCGCCAAUUGCCAGCAAAUGAACAUCGGCGCCACGGCGACGAGGACGAUGAGGAGACCAGCGAGGCAACGGCAGAGGAAAUAGACGAGGUGGCAGUAACAGCGGUAAAAUCGAACCGGCCAUUAUCGAUUCAGCCAUCAUUGGAAAAGAAGGAGGAGGAGGAGGAGGAGGAGGAGGAGCGGCAAGAGGAAGGGGAAUCAUCAUCGCAGUUGAUCAUUGCGGUUAUUGUUGGCGAAGAGGACGGGCUCACUGAAGUGUGGCGACGCGGAAUUCCGAGACUCUCGAAUAAAUCCGAUUCGGUUCGCAUCAAACGGCGCAUCAUGGAUCAUCUUGACGCCGAACAGCAAACGGUGAUGAAAGAAUUUGAUGAAGUUCUUGAUGAACAUGAGACCACCUCAAAAGCUGCUGAAACGCCAGUUUUUGUGCCACCACCACCACCUGUCGAUCAUACAAUGAAGCCGCUGCCGAGAUUGUGCCAUCUUGAGAAGUCUUCGCCUCUUGAUGAGUUCGGAUUCAAUUUGCACGCGGAGAAGAAUCGCGGACAUUUCAUCGGAACCGUCGACGAAGGCGGCAUCGGACAACGUGCCGGACUCGAGACAGGACAGCGAAUUGUUGGUGUCAACGGACAGCUCGUCUAUCCGAACACGCCUCACAAGGAUGUUGUGGCGCUGAUCAAGAAGUCGCCAUUGUCGACGACGCUUCUCGUUGCGUCUGAAGAUGUCGACAAAUGGUACAAAGAGAAUGGCGUUGAGUACUCUUUUGCUCAUGCUGAGAAGCCUCACGAGCCGACGAAUAACAAUGUUAAGUCGAAAGACAUUGAGGCUGUUCAUGAGAAGCCAUCGCUUAGUCCUCAUAGCAUCCAGGUGAACGAGGAACGCGAAAUUGUGACAACUCGAACCGAGGUCAAAUCGACAACCAACUCGUACCAAUAUCAGACUACUAACGAUGUCUACAAUCCGUACUCUGCCGCGGUUGCCGAUGAUGAUCUCAUCAAUCAAGUGUUCGGAAAAGUCGUCCUUCCCGAGACUAACGUCAAUAUCACCAAUGAGGUCGUCGUCACUUCUCAUACCGAGGAGCUCGAGCAUAUCUCGAGCUCGGCUUCUACGGUGUCGUCACAUCGUGAAUCUGCUGUUGAUGUGCCACUAAGUCAUCAGUACGUUCCAUCGUACGUGCCACAACAGCCAAAAACCCAUAUCAAUCAUCACUACCAUGAUGAUCAUCAUGUUUCCACUCAACAGCCUUCGCCAUUGAGCAAUGGAAGCAGUCAUGGAUACGCGGGAAGUUCGGCAAGCGGUGGCUAUGACGACGACGACAUCUAUCACUUGCCAGCGAAACAAGCUCGCGAGAUCCUUCGCGCCAAACAUCGAAAACACCAUCUGCACGACAUGUCUCUCAACGAGAAAUAUCAGCUUGUUAGCAACAUGUAG